Ochotona curzoniae (black-lipped pika) is the source of this 1218-nucleotide messenger RNA. RefSeq names its product growth arrest and DNA damage inducible alpha (gene GADD45A). Gene Ontology annotation, cellular component: cytoplasm; nucleus. The record is from RefSeq and is a predicted model, not a curated record. The transcript has 4 exons. Gene Ontology annotation, biological process: regulation of cell cycle. The coding region runs from base 178 to 675 and encodes 165 amino acids. NCBI's taxonomy places the organism in Eukaryota, Metazoa, Chordata, Mammalia, Lagomorpha, Ochotonidae.
AGCCGGGCGGGAGGCGAGGACGGGCGGCUGGCGCUGGAGGCGGAGCCGGGGCGCACCGAGUCGGAGCUCCGCGCGCCGCGCCCGCGAGGGAGUGCAGAGAGCAGGCGCCCGCGCGCCCACGGUGGCAGCAGCCGCCCGCACGCCGCGCGCUCUCAGUGAGGGACCUGCAGUUGCAAUAUGACUUUGGAGGAAUUCUCGGCUGGAGAGCAGAAGACUGAAAGGAUGGACAAGGUAGGGGAUGCCCUGGAGGAGGUGUUGAGCAAAGCCCUGAGUCAGCGCACCAUCACCGUUGGGGUGUACGAGGCGGCCAAGCUGCUCAACGUGGAUCCGGAUAACGUGGUGCUGUGCCUGUUGGCGGCGGAUGAGGACGACGACAGGGACGUGGCUCUGCAGAUCCACUUCACCCUGAUCCAGGCGUUUUGCUGCGAGAACGACAUCAACAUCCUGCGCGUCAGCAACCCAGGCCGGCUGGCCGAGCUGCUGCUGCUUGGGCCGGACGCCAGCCCGGCGGCCAGCGAGGGCGCCACGCAGCCCCCGGACCUGCACUGCGUGCUGGUGACGAAUCCACAUUCAUCGCAAUGGAAGGAUCCUGCCUUAAGCCAACUUAUUUGUUUCUGUCGGGAAAGUCGCUACAUGGAUCAGUGGGUUCCAGUGAUUAAUCUCCCUGAACGGUGAUGCCAUCUGAAUGAAAAUAACUGAACCAAAUUGCACUGAAGUUUUGAAAUACCUUUGUAGUUACUCAAGCAGUUACUCCCUACACUGAUGCAAGGAUUACAGAAACUGAUGGCAAGAGGCUGAGUGAGUUCAACUACAUGUUCUGGGGGCCCGGAGAUAGAUGACUUUGCAGAUGGAAAGUGCUGAAAAAGAAGAAGGAAGCUGUGUUGAAACAGAAAUACAAAUCAAAAGGAACACACAUUACAAAGAAUCACGCAGGAAGGAAAACGAUGUAUUAAUUUAGGAUGGUCGAGUUACGUUAAAAUAAACCAAAUAUGCUUUGUUUAAAGUUUAAAUGUACAGCAGUAAAACAAGAGCCCUCGAGGAAAAGGAAAGCCAAAAGGGUUAAUCCUAUUUUAAAACCAUAUUUUAUUGUAUUUUGAUGAGAUGUUAAAUUCUCAACGUUUUAUUAUAAAUUGUACUAAGUUAUUUUAUGACAGGAAAGGUUAUUUAUGUUAUAAAUUUUUUGAAAUACAAUACCUACAAUAAACUGGUAUGGAAUAA